This is a messenger RNA of Tachysurus fulvidraco (yellow catfish), 2553 nucleotides long. RefSeq names its product shisa family member 3 (gene shisa3). The transcript is spliced from 2 exons. NCBI's taxonomy places the organism in Eukaryota, Metazoa, Chordata, Actinopteri, Siluriformes, Bagridae. Bases 468 to 1334 code for a protein of 288 amino acids. The record is from RefSeq and is a predicted model, not a curated record.
CAUGGGCGCGCUCUUAAAGCUAAGCUAGAGUCACAAACUUAGAGAGAGAGAGAGAGAGAGAGAGAGAGAGAGAGAGAGAGAGAGAGAGAGAGAGAGAGAGAUCGAGAUCCCAAGGCACCACGUUUACUUCAAACUCGGACUUUUUUGGCUCAUGUGUGUUGAUUGGACGAGCAGUGAAACUGUCAAACUGCGUGGAUGGAUUGAACAGUUUAAAGAGUUUUUAAUGACCGAAAGUAUCUGUGUUUAUUUCCAGCCAUUCGGAAGUCCUCUAACUGGAUAACUGAAUAUGACAACAUCAUUUGUUUUAGUGACUGAAGAAAAACGCUACAGUUACUCCAGGUCUCGGGAUGUUAACUAACCCGGAGACAGGAGUGGAUUAUACUCCAUAAUAUCUGCUGUAAACUGUAAUACACACAGGAGCAGCAUCGGACGCGCGUAAAAGAGAUAAAGUGAAUGGUCUGUGAGGCAUGGCGCGCUGGGUAAGCUGUCUCUUUCUGGGUUAUCUCACAUGGCACUUGUACGUCCUCGAUGUACGGGGAGAGUACUGUCACGGCUGGCUGGACAACAGCGGAAACUAUCAUGAAGGCUUCCAAUGUCCGGAGCACUUGGACACUGCGGACGCGGCGGUUUGUUGCGGGAGCUGCGCGCUGCGGUACUGUUGUGCUGCCACGGACGCGCGCCUGGACCAGGGCAGCUGCACCAACCACCGGGACAACGAAUACACCGAAUACACACCACAACCUAUCUACAUGCCCUUCCUGAUGGUAGGCUCCAUUUUUGUGGCGUUUGUGGUCAUUGGCUCACUGGUGGCUGUGUACUGUUGCACGUGUUUACGGCCCAAACAGCCCACACAGCAACCGAUCCGCUUCUCCCUGCGUAGCUACCAGGGUGAGACCAUCCCCAUGAUCCUGACUGCAGGGGCGGCACCCACCAGCCUGCGAACACCGUCGCGUCAGUCCAGCACUGCUACCACCAGCUCCAGCAGUGCUGGUGGGGGCAGCUCGCUGCGUCGCUUUUCUCUGAGCAGAUCAGAUGGUUUGGGACUCCAGCAGCCUCCACAGCAGCUCCUGCUGGCUUCAGCUUCAUCCAUUUCCACACCAGUGUCCCUGGCACCAGCUCAAACCUUACUGCCUCCUCCACCUCCACCUCCAUACUCAUCUCCACAGUGUCUGCAGGGCAGCGGCUCGUUUGUGCACACACACCAACACGGCCACCAUCAGAGCCUCCACACUGCCCAGAGCUCCAACCUCCUCCUGUCACAGCAGUACUUCUUCCCUCUGCAGCCAGAGCCGUUUGGUGGGAGUAAAGGCUUUGCUGAUUUCAGUCAGAGCUGAUUUGGAGCUCAGGACACUGGAGCUGCUGUUAACUUGUGCGACACACACUCGAACUCACUCUCUAGCCUGAACUGGAAUACAACACGCAGUGAUGCGUCUCUGGAAAAAAAACCAUCAUGUCAGGCUUUGUGUUGACAUGUUUUGUGUUUAGCUGAAGAGCUGCUAAAACUGGCAGGAAUGAGACAGGCACAUAACUACAGAGGAAAGCACAAUAAUUUGGGCUGGAACUCAUACUGGAGAAAGCACACAGGCCCCCAUUUGCACCUCUUAAUAAAUUAUAUUCAAGAUCUGCACUUUCAAUGCGUUUUAUAUAAAUAUUUCUCGGUCUCUGGAUGUGUGAUAAAAACACAGGACACUCAAGGAAACGACUGUGAGAACAAAGAUAUGCUUAGAAGAAUUAUUCUGGACUACUUGGUUCUCAUUCACUGCAUUAAAACAAAGCAAACCAGGGAUUAAAUGAAUCUUUUUUUGACAAUCAACAAAAUGUUUAAAGCUUACUAGCUAAAGAGUGCCAGGUGUGUAAAAGUGUAAAAGUGUGUUUACCUUCAUAGAACAAGAUGAAAAUACGUAGUAUGUCCACAUUGUUUGUCAGCACACUAUGUAGUGAACGAACAGCUUCCAACAUCGAGCCAUAUUUCUUAACAUUCCUUACUCCUCUUUCUCAACUACAACAGAGUUAAGACAGUUGCCUCUGGGACCGUUUUUCUUUUCAACUGUUUGUUUUUCCAUGAUCUGGUUUAGGUUUUGUAUUACAUUUAGCAUAAUUCAUAGAAAGCUGAAUAAUUGCCCAUAAUCGCCCUGGUUUCAGGUUACUUUAACAGCUACACGCUCGCUGCUAGAUUUGUGGUCAGAGCAGUACUGAGAACUCACAUUACUGAAAUAUCGGACCAACCGGAGCAGCGCGUCGUGGUGAAGAACGUUCAAGGACGAGAACCGUGCUAAAGCUCUGUUCGGCUGUUUAUUUUAUUUUUUAAAAAAGUGCAGAUUAAAAUGUCACAUUACAAAAAAAAUUGCUGUAAUAAAGUAAUAACUUGAGUUUGCUGUAAUAAAAUAAGUUUUAUUUGAAUGUGGGAACGGACAUAUGAUCUGUCCUUGGUAGAAUCUGUGAUUAUUUUUAGAAAAGACAGAGGAAGGCUGUGGUUUCUCUGAUCAACACUGUACAUUACUAAUGCAAGGUGCUUUAUUCCAUGGACAAAUUAAUAAACACGGGCCACCAAGA